Anopheles stephensi (Asian malaria mosquito) is the source of this 1097-nucleotide messenger RNA. RefSeq lists its product as uncharacterized. The transcript is spliced from 3 exons. Lineage: Eukaryota; Metazoa; Arthropoda; Insecta; Diptera; Culicidae. The record is from RefSeq and is a predicted model, not a curated record. The coding region runs from base 163 to 1038 and encodes 291 amino acids.
GUUCAAGAUGUGCAGCGGUUGCCCUAGGUCGUGCGAAGACGCUUGAAAUCCCAGUGCCCCAGCAGAAAGUGCAAUCAGAAACGUGUCACCAGCGAAACGUUUAUUAUUUUCGUACCAUCGCAUCGAUCCGAACGGUUUGCCAGUUCCAGUUCCGGGCAAAACAUGGCGUACAUUUUGCGAGUGGUGAUAGUGUGUGUGUUGGUCGGUUUGAUCGAAUCGAAUCCGGCCGUCGAUAGUGGCAGUGUUGUCAACCAUGCGGAAUCGGAACACGGGACCCUCAGUAAGGCGGCGCUAGAGGAUAGCUUCAUCAGCAGACUUGGUGGGAAGUGUACGCAGAAGGACAACAGUUCGUGCGUGAUGCUGAAGCUGGUCACCUACAUGAACCGGAUGUUGAAAAAGUCCAGCAUUAGCCUGGGGGAUAGCUUCGAGCUGAUGAAAACACGAUCGGACGAGCAACUUUCCGACUCGGACGCGGACGAGAUGUCAGUGUUGGCGCGUUCAACCACUUCCGACGACCAUAAGCUGAGCGUGAUGGUGGCGGACAAGAUCUGGCGCUUCAUCCACAGCCGUAGCCUCCGGUGGCGGGCAACCCGAGCCACCGAUGUGGUCGUCGCGUCCGGUGAGGGCGGCAAGCUGAAUCUGGGCGUUUCACUCGACACACGCCGUCUGUUCGAGGAGGGCCGCGGACGCCUAAAGCAGUACGCACCGAUACUGGCCGCCGUCGUCAUGAAGGCAGUCCUUUUGGGUGCUCUGGUCCUGAAGGGUAUCGCCCUACUCGUCGGAAAGGCGUUACUCGUCUCCAAACUGGCCCUGGUGCUGGCGAGCAUACUGGGCAUCAAGAAACUGCUGCACAAGAAGUACGUCACCUACGAGGUGGUUGCCCAUGCACCGGAACCUCAUCACCACGUGGAUACGUACAGUUCCGGGUGGGCCCGAGCCCUGGACGGGUUUGUGGAAUCGUUCUCGAGCGAACUUAACCGACGGUUGACGGUUGAUUCGCAUGACCUUGCCUACCAGCGACAGGCGCCCACUCACUAGGGAAGGCUCCCGGACUGGACGUCCUUCCCACCGUGUCCUAAUGUACCUUUCAAACAAAG